Messenger RNA from Dracunculus medinensis (Guinea worm), 1509 nucleotides. Lineage: Eukaryota; Metazoa; Nematoda; Chromadorea; Rhabditida; Dracunculidae. The record is from the annotation of a GenBank genome assembly.
AUGGUCGAUCAAACUCAAGCAAAAUUGCCUGAUGCGUCCGAACCAGUGAUUAUCGUCGGUGGUGGUUUGGCUGGCUUGAGCGCCACUCUAGCAGCGGUGAAUGAAGGUGCAUCUGUGGUAUUGAUCGAAGGUGAAAAAAGCCUUGGAGGUAAUAGUGCUAAGGCAUCAAGUGGUAUAGCAGCAUGCAAUACUGAAGCACAACGUGUUCGUAAUAUUGUAGAUUCAACUGAUUUAUUUUAUAUGGAUACGAUGACUGCAGGUGAUCGCGAAAAUGAUGCUGCACUUGUUGAUAUUUUGGUGCAUGAAUCAGCGAGUGCGGUACAGUUUCUAAUCAAUCAAGGCGUUGACCUCAGCGAUGUUAAUUUAUGUGGUGGACAUUCUGUCAAACGAGUGCAUUGGAUUCCGUCUCGAAAAAGUGAUAAGCCAGUUGCUGUUGGAUGGGAAAUCAUAAAAGCAUUGUCAGCUAAAAUUAAUAAGAUAGCUGAGGAUAAUCCUGAAAAAGUACGAAUUCUUCUGAAAACCGAAGUGAUUGGCAUGGUAACAUGGAAUGAUUUUAUCACUGGAGUUCGCAUAAAAAGGGAAGGAAGCAAGCAGAUUGAUGAAAUUAAUGGAAAAGCAGUGAUAUUGGCGACAGGUGGAUUUAGUAACGAUCGCUCAAAUGAGGGUUCGCUGCUUUCUGAAUUCGCUCCUGAAAAACUGUCAUUCCCUACUACAAAUGGACCUUGGGCAUCUGGCCGUGGUGUUAAAAUGGCACGUGCGAUGGGAGCGGCUUUGGUUGGUAUGAAUAGAGUGCAGGUGCAUCCAACAUCAUUUAUUGACCCAAGAGAACCAAAUGCGACCACAAAAUUUCUGGCUGCUGAGGCGCUUCGAGGCAAAGGCGCAAUUUUAGUAAAUGAAAAGGGAGAACGUUUCGCAAAUGAAUUGGGGAGGCGCGAUUAUGUCACCGACCGUAUUUUACGUUUUUGCUCUCCUAAUGCAUUAUCUGGUGGAGCACAUGUUGCAUAUAUGUUAAUGAGUGAUCAAAUGGUUGAUGAUUUUGGACGACCAUCUUUUAAUUUUUAUGCAAAUGUUAAGGGUCUUUUUAAGAAAUUUGAAAACGUUGUUGACUUGGCUAGUAAUAUGGAAAUUGAUGAAAGGAAAUUGAGGCAGACUCUUAUAGAUUAUAAUUCUUAUGUGGGUAAAGAUUUAAAGGAUUCCUUUGAAAAAACAGUUUUUCCUACAGUGAUUGAUCCUGAUUUACCAAUUUAUAUGGCUCUCAUAACACCCGCAAUACAUUAUACGAUGGGUGGUCUUAAAAUUGACAAGCAGGCAUUUGUUUUCAAUGAAUUUUCCGAAAAGCCUUUCAAGGGAUUAUUAGCGGCUGGUGAAGUAACAGGUGGUGUGCAUGGUUCUAAUAGAUUAGCUGGAAAUUCGCUGUUAGAAUGCGUUGUAUUUGGCCGAAUUGCUGGUCGAAGCGCUUCACAAAUACGGUAUACACCCGAUAUGGCCUUUCCACGCGCAGAACUUUGA